AUGAACGGUAUUUCAGUAGACAUCAAUCAUUUGAAAAAGGGGGAAGUGAAUUUAGGUACUUCUAUUAUGGCAGUUACUUUUAAAGAUGGAGUAAUAUUAGGUGCUGAUUCACGUACUACAACUGGGUCAUAUAUUGCCAAUCGAGUCACUGAUAAAUUAACUCAAAUUCAUGAUACUAUAUAUUGUUGUCGUUCUGGAUCAGCAGCAGAUACUCAAGCAGUUGCUGAUAUGGUGAAAUAUUAUUUACAAAUUUAUUCGUCGCAAUUGCCUCCUGGUGAAACUCCAACAACUAAUAUUGCUGCUAAUGUAUUUCAAGAAAUUUGUUAUAAUAAUAAAGAUAAUUUAACUGCAGGAAUAAUUUGUGCUGGUUAUGAUAAAAAAAAUGGUGGAUCAGUUUAUUCAAUUCCAAUAGGUGGAUCAAUUCAUAAACAAAAUUAUGCCAUUGCUGGUUCAGGAUCAUCAUAUAUUUAUGGUUGGUGUGAUGAGAAUUUCAAACCAAGUAUGGAACAAGAAGAAUGUGUUGAAUUUGUAAAGACAGCUUUAUCACAGGCAAUUAAAUGGGAUGGUUCAUCUGGUGGUCUUAUUAGAAUGGUUAUUUUGACUAAUAAGGGAGUAGAAAGACGAGUUGUAUAUUUGCAUGAAUAA
Molecule: messenger RNA, 645 nt
Organism: Candida dubliniensis CD36
Lineage: Eukaryota; Fungi; Ascomycota; Pichiomycetes; Serinales; Debaryomycetaceae
Gene: PRE3
Product: proteasome core particle subunit beta 1
Exons: 1
Coding region: 1-645 (214 amino acids)
Cellular component (GO): proteasome core complex
Molecular function (GO): threonine-type endopeptidase activity
Source: RefSeq, a predicted model, not a curated record